UCAGCAUGAAUAUUGAUGGAUGGGAAGCAAUGUUGUUCAUUGGAAUCAAUGCUGCCAUUAGCGUACGAGUCUCAAAUGAGCUUGGGUUAGGGCGUCCCAGGGCUACCAAAUAUAGUGUAUAUAUUGCAGUGUUUCAAUCACUCCUCAUUGGGAUAUUCUGCAUGAUAUCAGUACUAGCAGUAAGAAAUCAUCUGGCCAUUCUUUACACAAACAGCAAGGAUUUGCAACGAGCCGUUGCUGACCUUGCUUGGCUUCUCGGAAUAACUAUGGUUCUUAACAGUGUUCAGCCUGUAAUAUCAGGUGUUGCUAUUGGAGGUGGAUGGCAAGGUUUAGUGGCUUAUAUCAAUUUGGGAUCUUACUAUGUUUUUGGUAUUCCUCUAGGAUAUACGCUUGGUUAUGUCGCUAACUUUGGAGUCGUGGGUCUAUGGGGAGGAAUGAUAGCAGGACUUGCUUUGCAGACACUGCUACUCUCAUUUGUACUCUAUAGAAUCGAUUGGAAUAAAGAGGUUGAGCAGUCUGCAGAGCGCCUACGCAAGUGGGGAGGUCAAGACUUUGAAUCUGAGAAAACUCUUAUUUCAGAGCCUACGAAGGAUUUACCAUAAGACUAACAUUUUGUGGUGACAUCAAAGGA
Solanum tuberosum (potato) is the source of this 631-nucleotide messenger RNA. Its product is annotated as protein DETOXIFICATION 35-like. Gene Ontology annotation, molecular function: xenobiotic transmembrane transporter activity; antiporter activity. NCBI's taxonomy places the organism in Eukaryota, Viridiplantae, Streptophyta, Magnoliopsida, Solanales, Solanaceae. Gene Ontology annotation, cellular component: membrane. Gene Ontology annotation, biological process: transmembrane transport. The transcript is spliced from 5 exons. The record is from RefSeq and is a predicted model, not a curated record. Bases 6 to 602 code for a protein of 198 amino acids.